Messenger RNA from Dissoconium aciculare CBS 342.82, 2067 nucleotides. RefSeq lists its product as uncharacterized. The record is from RefSeq and is a predicted model, not a curated record. The transcript has 4 exons. NCBI's taxonomy places the organism in Eukaryota, Fungi, Ascomycota, Dothideomycetes, Mycosphaerellales, Dissoconiaceae. The coding region runs from base 274 to 1887 and encodes 537 amino acids. Gene Ontology annotation, cellular component: mitochondrion.
UCCAUCACCAUUCUUGUUGUAAUUGAUCGACAUUAGUACAUCACCUAAUCAGGUUGAAUAUGCCGUGCGACGUUGCAUGUAAUAAUUCGGAUAUAUGCCUGGAUACUGUGCGAUGUUAACGUUUCGAUACGGGCGGGACGGGUGGAAUUGUGAGACGGAAGAGCUGAAGCUGAAACGCCAGCGCGCGUGGCACCUGAGACAUAUUUCCCGUAGUGUUGAUUAUUCAUCAAUUACCGUCAUCACCACACAUGCUCCUCUUGAGCAAGUCUUCAGAUGAGGGCCAUCAAGAGUCUUCUCCAUUCACGAAUUGUAUCUCGUGGCACUGCAUCUGGUGAGGCAACUUUCCGGACAGCUUUCGACCCAUACACCUAUUCCCAAGGGCGUUGGUUGGACAAGGAUUCAGAGCGACGAGCUGAACGACAUCUAUACUUCAACUUCCAAGCUCUCCUCGACACUGUGAUUGCCUCAUGUCCCGGUGCGCGAAGUGUUGUCAAAUGUGAGAAGAAAGAAGGAGGUUUCAACCGAGUGUUCUGUAUUCAACUUGACAACGGCCGCAAUGUUAUCGCUCGGGUUCCAACUCGGGCUGUGGCGAAUCCUGGACUCUCGGUGAGCUCCGAAGUAGCGACAUUGCGAUUUGUGAGGUGCAACACCACUAUACCCGUCCCUGCAGUGCUGUCAUGGAGCUCGAUAAAGACCAACCCGGUCAGUUCAGAGUAUAUGGUCAUGGAGACUAUACCAGGUGUGCAGCUAAAAGACGUAUGGAAUGAUAUGUCGGCAUCGCAGCACAUCCAAUGCAUAUACUCCAUCGGGAAAUUGACGAAGCAGCUGUGCCAGCACGAGUUUCCAGCAUACGGGUCGCUUUUCAUGAAAGAUUGUGCACCUCAAGGAUCUCGAUCGCUGGAGGCUGAACAAUCGGUCGUCCUUGGGCCCACUCAUACUUGCUUUCCGAACGGGGUCCUUCCUAUCGAAAGCGAUGCGCCAAGUCGCUCGCUCAGCGAAUACUACGAUACUUUAUCCCGUUCACACAACAUGAUAUCUGGCCACAAUCGAGGGAGCAAUGAAUCCUUGCUCCGAGAUCCUUGGACCAAUUUUUCUAAGGACCAUGGUAUGCUUCUUGACGCGUGUUUUAAAACGCUGGAGUUUCUAGUUAGCCUCCCAGAAGUGCAGGAUGCGGCACGUCCGAUAUUAUUCCAUCCUGACCUCCACACUCGGAACAUUUUUGUCGACGAGACCGACUUGACCAAGGUGACCGGCAUCAUCGAUUGGCAAUCCGCAACCGUCUCGCCAGCAUUUGUCUACGCGGCCGACACACCAGAUUUCGCAGCGAAGCCUGAGCUGGACGAGACGCUGGAAACAGCAGCUAACAAAGGGGCAAGCGCUGACAGCAACAGUCCUCUUGCAAGGAUGCAAGCCGAUGCAGACUUUUGCGCGAAAACAUGGGCGGCUGUAGCGCAGGUGCAUCAGGGGUAUCGAGAGGCAGGCAGACUCGGACAAACGCUGCUCUCGUUUCUUGCUGCUGGACACUGUGGCUGGCUCAAGGAUCCCACCACUCUCCAGGUACUACUCCUCAAUCUCUAUGAAGAUUGGACCGAUUUCGGGCUUCCUGGACAAUGUCCUUAUCAACCCCCCACCGAAGAGAUCGCGAGAGCCCGCGAAGUCCGCGAAAGAUUGCAGACGACGCAGCGUUUGAAACAGCUCUUGUCGCGAAAUCUGAGAUGCGACUUUGAUGGAUGGGUAGCGGAAUCGCGUUGGGACGAGGUCGUUCCUUUGUAUCGAGCGAUUUACGAUGAUUUUGUGGCUUCAUAUACUGACGGGAUCGUCGACGCGUCCUUGAAAGAUCAGGCACGUCAGGAGGCCAAUUCCAUCUGGCCCUUUGACUUGAGGUAGGAACAUACAUGCAUUAUUACAUUUUCAACAUAUGAAGACGAACCCGAUGUGUUUUGGAUUCCAAGGUCGCUGGCAUCACUCUUAUACUCGUGCAGAUAGUACAUCACGCAAUGACAUUAGACGAUAGAACGUUAUGGAUAGAUAUAUCCUCUGGAGAGCAGUCAGGUCUCGCUUUAUCGA